UGACCUUCACUACGUAUGUGCUCUACGUAGGCUCGGGAAGCGGAUACACGUAAAAUAGCGGAAGAAAAUGUACACAAUGGCAAUCUGGAAAUCAAUUAAGUAGAGAAAAAAAGAGCAUUAAUUGCCUUUCUUCAUGCCCGCCCCGGUGCGGAAUGGCGGACAGCUGGCGGAGUGUGUGAGAGGCGGAGAGCGGAGGAGCGGCGGAGAGAGAGAGACGGGCUGCAGUCAGACUGGAGGAGCAUGAGAAGACUGAGCUGAUGGUUGGAGGGCUCGUGGAAGAGGCUGCAAAUCAAGAAAGCCUGACUGGAAGAUGCCAAGAAGAAAACAGCAGAAUCCACAGCCUGUCAAGUUGGAUUCUAAAGAUGGCGUAGGAAUAAACACUCAAGCAAGCCUUUCUUUCGAGGGUGACUUUCUGCUGGGCCAAGAUCUUGACUUCUCAGAUCCAGAUAAUGACAACAAAAUUAUAGGUCUGGAUAAGUUUUCAGCUGAUCUUAGUCUGCCGAGCUUUCAACUGGGAGACGAAGAGAGCUCCUCCUUCAGUCGACUCAGCAUGGAGAGUGACACGGAUGAUCUCCGCCCAGGCGACAGUGAGCGUGAAGAGGGGGCGUCCGAGCCCACAUUUCCACCGUACCUCUCCUGCAGGGGCUGCACUCAGCUCCUUGAUGAACCUCUGGGACCUGGCAUGGACCUGGUCGGGCCUUACUGUCUGCGCUGCUGUAAAGGGAACAUGGGUAGCGUAGUGGACAGGGCGCAGCGCCUGCUGUGCUCAGGCUCACAAGCUCCUGGCACUGGUGCUGGGCAACCCGGGGGUGAGGACAGUGCUCUGAAACUCCACUCCUGCAUGCUAUGUGGUUUCUCCUCGCGCUACACAAACCACGUCAAGAGGCACAUGAAGGUCCACAACGGCGAAAAGCCGUACAGGUGCCCGCUGUGUUCUUACGCCUCUGCUCAGCUAGUUAACCUGCAGAGACACUUGCGGAUCCACACUGGGGAAAAGCCUUACAAGUGUGAGCACUGCACAUUUGCCUGCAGUUCUUUGGGGAACCUGAAGAGGCACCAGCGUAUGCAUAUGGUCACAAAUUCUGUUCAGAAUAUACAACGACCUGCGAGUGGACAGAGCCUUCGAUGUCCUCCUGUAGGCCAGAAACCCAGAGAAGAUGCUUCCAGUGCCUCACGUGACGGAGCUGUGCGAUCUGAUGCUGUGAGAUCCGAAGCUGUACGCUCAGAAGCAAAUAUAAACAGUGGAGGUGACAGUAGGUACGUUCAUGCAUUUGCGGCCCUGAAACCAGAGCAGCAGUCCUCCUCCCGGGCGUUGGAACCAGGGCAGGCCAGAACUCAGCCUGCAGCUCUACCACCACUACUGUUCCCCUUCACCUGCCGGCUGUGCGGCCUGGCCCUGGACGACGAGGACGGUUCCUCGGCGCAGAUCUGUGCUAAGUGCACCUUGGAGAUGCUCACAAAAGACACUGCAGGCGGUGCUGGCGAACGCGGUGACAAAGUGUACACCUGUGCUGCCUGCCCCUUCCUCACGCACUACCCCAACCAUUUGGCUAGGCACAUGAAGACCCACAGCGGCGAGAAGCCUUACAAGUGCCCGCAGUGCGACUACGCGUCCGCCCACUUCGACAACCUCAAGCGGCACCACCGCGUGCACACGGGCGAGAAGCCCUACAAGUGCCACCUGUGCGAUUACGCCUGCGGCAACCUGGCCAAUCUCAAGAGGCACCAGAGGGUGCACUCGGGUGCCAAACCUUUCCAGUGUGCCAUUUGCAACUACAGCUGCAACCAGAGCAUGAACCUAAAGCGGCACAUGCUGCGGCACACCGGAGAGAAACCGCACAAGUGCCAGGAGUGCGGAUACACCACGGGCCACUGGGACAAUUACAAACGGCACCAGAAAAAGCACGGACUGGCCACAGAUGGUUGGGUGAAAGUGCCAUUGCCUGAGAACGAGGAAGAGGCGGAGGAUGACGAGGACGUGUAGCCUGGCAACAGGAGAAAUGACUAUAAUAAUGAGGAGAGGUCAUUUGAAAUUGAGAUUGUACUGCAGAUAGCAGAUGAUGGAGGUGUUACUGUACCAGCAUAAGCUUAGUUGUCAUUAAUUAUUAUUUUUUUACUUUGUCUUUGGUGUCGUUAUGUUUUUCAUGUUUGUUAAAAAAAAAAAACAUCCAUGCUGCUACGCAGAUUUGUGCACAAGUCUGACAUUGAAUAGAAUGUUGAAAUGCCUUUGAAUACAACUGGGUGGCUAAUAAGAGUGCCCUUGAUUCAUUUGUGAGUGCCAAACAGACAUUAUUACUAUUAUUAUUAUUAUAUACUGCUACCUUACUAAAAUGCAAUUCCUCAAUCAGUGUUUACCUGCAUGCCUAUUUACCCUUGCUCUGCACCGCUGCCUAUAGAACAGUCAGACUGUAUCUGUAUCCAACUCACUAAAUAAGCCUUUUGGAUUCUGAGACCUUUGCUGUCCAGCCAUUUUUAAACCUGCACAACACCCCUUUACAAACCACAUGUUUACAUUACUGUCAUUGUCAACAUUAAAACCAUUAAUGAAUCAUUAAUACUUAAGCGCUCAUGUAAAGAGUGAUUACUGGGAAUAGUGUUGCUUUUUGUUUGUACGUCUUCGGUGUGAUAUAGCUCAUUGUUUUGUCUGAUGUUACUUGAAGCAAAAGGACACAUAGUAAACGUUAGACUGGUCAUGCUUAAUGUAAAGCUUUUAUUUUUGUAUGUGAUUUUUUUUUGUUUGUUGUUGUUAUUGUUCUUUUUUUUUUUUUAAAGAAUGUUCGGCAUGUAUUUGCCACCAGUGGCAUUAAGUAAAAGAAAAAGGACCAUAAAUUCUAUAUGCAGUUUAUAACUUUCAGGUUGCCAAAUUUAAUGAGUAUUGAGACAAAAUCCUUUCAGUGUGUGGUGCUUGAGUGUUUUCUUGUAAUUAUGCAGUGGUUUCAUAAUUGCCUUAAAUAUUCUGAAAUAAAACACUUUGUUGUGA
Astyanax mexicanus (Mexican tetra) is the source of this 2980-nucleotide messenger RNA. RefSeq names its product zinc finger protein 513a (gene znf513a). Gene Ontology annotation, molecular function: RNA polymerase II cis-regulatory region sequence-specific DNA binding; DNA-binding transcription factor activity. The record is from RefSeq and is a predicted model, not a curated record. The coding region runs from base 311 to 1984 and encodes 557 amino acids. Lineage: Eukaryota; Metazoa; Chordata; Actinopteri; Characiformes; Acestrorhamphidae. Gene Ontology annotation, biological process: regulation of transcription by RNA polymerase II. The transcript is spliced from 5 exons.